Molecule: messenger RNA, 420 nt
Organism: Arctia plantaginis
Lineage: Eukaryota; Metazoa; Arthropoda; Insecta; Lepidoptera; Erebidae
Source: the annotation of a GenBank genome assembly
AUGAUUAUAUCUCUGUGUUUCUCUGGAACUAUUACGUACAGCAUGGAGCUGUACCCAACUAGCGUUAGAGGAACGCUUCUUGGCUUGGGAGCAUUCGGCGCUCGAUUAGCAACGAUGAUUUCAACAAUCACUCCAAUAUUGAACACAAUAUCGGAGGGUCUACCAACUAUGUUCUUCGGUGGUUUAGCAAUUAUAUCGAGUGGGCUUCUUAUUCUGGUACCAGAAACCAAACACUUACCACUUUUUGACACUAUCGAGCAACUUGGGACAACAAUCCAGCAACAACUGUACGAAUCGAAUCUUUUCAAAAACGAACCUUUGAAAAAGAUUGGAUCAAAAAGAGAUGGCAUCGUAAAUCGGUACAAAAUUUUUACUGAUAAUUUUGUCAAUACUUGCGGCUAUCUUCUUGAAAGCAUAUAA